ACCUCAAUCUCAUCUCCAACACUAUCCUCUUCCCCAUCUCAACCUCACACCCCCCAACCCAAAACCCCCCAAAAUGACCUCCCCUUCCACCACCAACCUCGCCUGGACCAUGCCGCCCUCCUCUUCUCCCCCCUCUCUCUCCCUAACCCUCUCCCCCAAACCCACCCCAGGCCCACACCAAAUCCUCCUCCGCAUCAGCGCCAUCUCCCUCAACUACCGCGACCUCAUGGUCGCCACGCACGCCUACCCACUCCCGGCCAAACCCUCUCUCAUCCCGGGCCUCGACGGCGCCGGCACCGUCGAAGCCGCCGGCCCCAACUCCGCCUGGGCGGCCGGUGACACCGUCCUCGUGUUCUCGAGCACCUGGUACACCGGCGGCGUCGCCAACCUCGACUUCGCCAGCAUCCUCGGCAGCGGCACCGUUGACGGCACGCUGCAGCGCUACAUGGUGCUCGACGACGCGCGCGCAGUGCGCGCGCCGCGGAACCUGGGCGUCGCGGAGGCGGCGACGCUGGGCACGGCGGGCGCGACGGUGGUGAAUGCGCUGUUUUUCGGCCCCGCGAGGGCGAAGAAGGGGGAUGUGGUGCUGACGCUGGGGACGGGGGGUGUGAGUUGUUUUGCUAUUCAGAUUGCGUCUGCGAUUGGCGCUACGGUGAUCGCGACGAGCUCGUCGGAUGAGAAGUUGGAGGUUGCGAAGGGGCUGGGUGCAGCGCAUGUGAUUAAUUAUAAGACGACGCCGGAGUGGGAUGCUGAGGUCUUGCGGAUUACGAACGGGCGGGGUGUCGAUCAUGUACUUGAGGUUGGGGGUGCGCAGACGAUUGUGAAGAGUCUGAAGAGUGUGCGAGCUGGGGGCCUUGUGACAGUGAUUGGAGCGUUGACGGAGGGUAGCCCGGUGGACAUAUUGCCGCUGAUUCUGAUGGGGGCGAAGACUGUUCGUGGCUCGAUGGCAAUGAGCAAGGAGAUGGUGGAGGAGCUGGUGAAAAUUGUGGAGAAGUUUGAUAUUCAUCCUGUGGUUUCGAAGGUGUUUGAGUUUGAUGAGGCUCUGAAAGCGUAUGAGGCGCUUCGGGAGCAACAGGAUAUUGGAAAGAUUGUUAUCAAGGGGGCUUGAGGGAGAGACUACAUGAUAUGGAGAGAUGGUGUUUGUAAAGUUCAGGCCAAUUAGGAAACAAGGGUGUAGGUAAGAAGAUACAUUGAGAGGCUAAUCAGAAC
Mytilinidion resinicola is the source of this 1209-nucleotide messenger RNA. Its product is annotated as NAD(P)-binding protein. The transcript has 3 exons. NCBI's taxonomy places the organism in Eukaryota, Fungi, Ascomycota, Dothideomycetes, Mytilinidiales, Mytilinidiaceae. Bases 74 to 1108 code for a protein of 344 amino acids. Gene Ontology annotation, molecular function: oxidoreductase activity. The record is from RefSeq and is a predicted model, not a curated record.